Messenger RNA from Saccharomycopsis crataegensis, 285 nucleotides. RefSeq lists its product as uncharacterized. The transcript has a single exon. Lineage: Eukaryota; Fungi; Ascomycota; Saccharomycetes; Ascoideales; Saccharomycopsidaceae. The coding region runs from base 1 to 285 and encodes 94 amino acids. The record is from RefSeq and is a predicted model, not a curated record.
AUGGGCCACCACUCUACAACAACCGAUAUUACCGAUACCCCAUCCUACAAAUCAGAAAUGUCCAUUUUGGAUGGUUUUCUAGUCACUACCGGUAGUGAUGACCAGACCAAUGCCUUGACUGCAACUGACAAUUCCACGCUUUCCACUUCUAUUGUUAGCUCUUCUUCCAGCGACGCCAGCUCUUCUCAAGAUACUUCCAGUGCCUCAGGUAUGGCCGCCCAACAAGGAUUUCAAAUGAUUGGUGCCGGUGCUAUGAUGGUUGGUGUCGGCUUGGUGUUGUUGUGA